AUGGUGAUACCUCUGGCGACCAAUGCCGUCCAAACAGGUAUAGGCAGCGAUCAGUUGCAAGGAGACAGAAAAGCCAAUACACCACAAAAGAACGACGGCUCCAAGCAGGAUUCAGUGGCGACGGACAAAUCACUUCGCGGCAAGAUCAUUGAAGUUCACAAAUCGAAGGAGACAACGGAUGAUAACACGGAUUGUAAGAAAGAUGCAAGCAAAUCGGCGGAAAAUGUGACAUCUGCGUCGUUGAACUCACAAUGCGACAAUUUAUCGGCUCAACAAUUUCAACGUGAAUUUGAACGGCUUCCUGAACCUGAUAUGCGAAUGUGCAAAACGUGGCUGGAGCCGCAAAAUCUUAGAAAAAAUCGUUACAACAAUAUUCCCUGUAUCGAUUCCACAAGAGUUCUAAUCACUUUUUGUCGUCAAGAGGUCGGAGCCGGUUAUAUCCAUGCGAAUCGGAUCGAGUAUCCAACACUUAGAAACAAGUACAUUGUUACACAAGGUCCUCUUCCGGAAACAGUGAACACUUUUUGGCAAAUGAUUUGGCAAGAAAAUGUUGUUUGCAUAGUAAUGCUGUGCAAAACGAUUGAGGAUGGAAAACGAAAAUGCGCAGAAUAUUUUAGCCCAAACUUCAACGUUUUGACGAAGUAUGGUCAGCUGAACGUGGUGCUGAAAAACCGAAAGUGGGAAGACGAAGUCAUCACAUCCAUGCUCGAAGUCAAUUACCUUCAUGAAUCACGCACCAUCACUCAUCACCAGUGGGAGAACUGGUCUGACUUUAAGGUGCAAAACGUUGUUCAUUGUUCGGCUGGUGUUGGUCGAAGCGGUACAUUUAUGGCGUUAGAAAUGUGUCUGCAGGAUCUUGCGAACGGUAUUCCAGUGAAUGUCUUCCAGGUGGUUGUACAUCUUCGAAAGUACCGGGCACUUGCGGUGCAGACAUUUGACCAGUACUUAUCGAUCUACCGAACAAUACUUCAAAUGGGCGAAAAGCAUGGAACCAUCAACAAAGUAUCGUUCUAUAUUCCUCUCUUGAGAACCACAUAUGUGAUAGGCAGUACUAAGCUCAAAUGGUAG
Molecule: messenger RNA, 1068 nt
Organism: Angiostrongylus costaricensis
Lineage: Eukaryota; Metazoa; Nematoda; Chromadorea; Rhabditida; Metastrongylidae
Source: the annotation of a GenBank genome assembly